Messenger RNA from Fibroporia radiculosa, 2556 nucleotides. RefSeq lists its product as uncharacterized. Gene Ontology annotation, cellular component: nucleus. NCBI's taxonomy places the organism in Eukaryota, Fungi, Basidiomycota, Agaricomycetes, Polyporales, Fibroporiaceae. The record is from RefSeq and is a predicted model, not a curated record. The coding region runs from base 1 to 2556 and encodes 851 amino acids. The transcript is spliced from 2 exons. Gene Ontology annotation, molecular function: histone binding; protein heterodimerization activity.
AUGGACGAAAGCCACAAUCCAUCCAUAGCAAAGGACACACCCACUCUCACUACUCUCAUCACACCUUCAACCUCGCCUCCCAGCUCUAGAACUUAUACCAAAUCUCAUUCUAGAUCCUUAGACAGGGCGUCGUCGACAAAGCGAUCACGACUUGCAUCGACCCCCUCGAGGUCUUCCACCCUAAGUUGCACCUCUAGUUCGACCGCGUAUACCGUGGACGAGGUGCUCGAAAGCAGAAAGACUUCAGACCAGAAAUUGGUUGCUUUUUGGGCUCAGUUGGGUGAAAGAUAUAAUCGCCCCCUCGCUGAAGAUGAUAUUAUAGAUCUCCGGGAUGGCUCUAUAGUCAAAGAUCGUGGUAUCUUGCGUGGGCUAUCUAAAAAAUACGUGGGUUAUUUCGGCGGCGACCAACCAUCCUCGGACCUCAAUGACGUGAAUAGCGACGCGGGUGGUGCCCAAACGGAUGACGACGCGGACGAACUUGACGCCUUUGCUCCAGAGGAAGACAUUUCGAACGAGUUGAAAUUGGAGCGGGAAAAGUUGCAACAUAGCCGUGCGCGUAAUGUCGAUCCCGCUGCUGCAGAAGACUUGCGGGAAUUCUUGGCAGCCGAGGAGCGGAGAAAGGCUCUGUAUGGCAGCCUGGAUGACGAUGAAGCUAGCGACGGAAACCCUCCAGCGAAUGAAGACCAUAAUUCUCCAGACGCAGAAAAUUUCAAGGAGCAUUUCGAGGAGUACGAGGAAAGGCUCAAGAGUAGCGAGGAUGAUGCCGUGAAUUCGAUUCCAGUUGCUGGACAUAUCAGACGUCGCAGUGUACGUCCAGCUCGCACUCCUGCUAACCCUCUUCGCAUCACCGGCGACGAGUCAGAUGAUGAGUUUGCAGCUUGGGCUUGUAACGAAUCAAGCCCCGUCAAGCGGAGCAAUCCGCUUCCCAAUUCUUCUGACGAUAUUAUUGACCUCACUGAUUCACCCCCUUCUUCGCCCCUUCCGCCUCCCAUACCCGUACGCCGCGCGAGAUCAAGACACUCUUACGAUAGACGCAACAGAUCGUCGCCUCCCCCAAAGCCAUUGACUCCUUCACGUUCUGGCUCGUUGUCUCGAGCAAGUUCCGAAGCUCCUGUUCGUCAACAGGUAGCUGUACUCCACUCUAUUCCGUCUGCCUCAAUGAACAGGCAGCUAGUUACGCCGCCGCUCUCGUCUUCAUCCAUCCUUGACGGAUCUCCGGAUCUCAUGCGGCCCACGGUCCCAAGGAUUUCUCCCUCUUUGUCGCCUUCACCACCCCCACCUCCACUACGACCGCGACCUCGACCUUUGUAUAAAGGGUCAAAUUCAAGCAGUGAACAUGCUGUGACAAAUGUUGAAGCUAAUCAUCUACUUCCUUCCACCGAUUUGCCUGAUUUACCACCGUCCAACCCUCUGAAGGCUCUGACGCUGCCGUCGAAGCCAAGGUUGAUACCUGAGGUCGUGGUCACUCUAAAGCCUAGGAAUACUGCUUCUGGUGCUUCAACUCGUCCUUCAUUACGAGAUGUAGCCGGCUUGAAUGACUCCGGGCAUUCCUCCAUUAAUUCAACAUCUUUGCAGAAAGAUAAGGGGAAGAAGGUUUUUUCGCAACUUGAUGCAGCUGAGGCUGAAGAAUCAGAAAAUAAGACUAAUGACACACCGACCGGACUCAGCGCCUCGAAUUCCAUAGGGGUGAAGAAAACUCCGCCUCAGGAAGAUAUGCAAUCCCGAAUAAACUCUGCACCCUCUGUAAAGGGUCGUAAACGAAAGCGAGUUAUAUCUUCAUCUUCUGUAUCGGGACAAUCAGUCCAAGAGGGAUACAGUUCCAAUCUGGCUUCAAAUAGUUUGCCGCAUAAGGAGCGGGCAAGCAGUUCUGGGCGGUCUUCUCAUCGACGAAUGGCUGAAUAUGAGCGUUCAGACGACGAAAGUGACAAUUCAGAUCACCACGAUAAAGCCUCGUUUGACACUCGAUCUCGUACCACACUUGUUCCUCCGCCCAUUCCAUUCAGCUCAUACCUCCCUCAUAUGCCUUUCCCGCUGCAGCACAAUCCUCACACCCAUUUUACCCCUAUGGGGCAUGAUGCGCAAGUCGAAGCACGAAUUGCACAGUCUGUACUGUCAUUUUUAUGGAAUGCUGCUGCGGGUCUUCCCCCCGGCUCGGGACAUGCAAUCCCGUAUCCUUCAUUUUCCCCACAAACAAUGCAAUGGCCGCCUCAGACCCCGCAUAAACGUCGCAAGUCACGGCAUCGUAUGCAGUCCGAGGUACCGUCAUCCGAUGGUGCUGGCCCGUCGAUGCCUUCAUCCAUGUAUUCAACUCCAUCACAUCCGCACCCAUAUCCGUAUUCCUACGACCCAUCUUUCUCUCGAGCAACUUUGCCACCAUCAUCGCCGCCAGAAUCGUUGAGAUCCUCAUCUCCAGCCCCCGCGGAGCGGUCGCGAAGUCAAUCGAAGGCUCGGGGCCGCAGGGUGUCAUUCAAGCUGGAUGACGAUGAUAGACAAAGCAGUCCGACGGAUCGAGGGACGAAACAGAGGAGGGGCCGCACACCCGGGCCACUUUCAUAG